AUGGCUGAAGCUUUUCUCACUGUUUUGUUUGAGAAGCUAUUUGAGAGGUUGAACUCUCCAGAGUUUGCCAACUUCUUCCAGGGAAAGAAAUCCAUUUGUGAGCAGCUGAGGGAGUUGAACCUUAAGCUAAAGACAGCUAGUCUAUUGGUCAAUGAUGCUGAAGAGAGGCAACUCAAGGAGCCGGAUGUGAAGGACUGGUUGGAUGAUCUCAAACAUGUAAUUUACAGAACGCAAGACUUGGUGGACCACAUUGACUAUCAACUCCUAUCCAACAGCCUGGGGCAUGAAUCUGGUACUACUGAUACAACUACUGUGCUUAUGAAAAUGAAGUUCUUCUUCUCUUCCUUGACUGAAUUUGAGAAAACUGUUCAAGUGGAGAUAUUUAAGAUCUUGGUUGAUAUAAAGUUUCUUUUACAGAAAAGAGUUCUCCUGGGUUUGAAAGAAGAUACUCAAAACACUAGAUCUUCACAAAGAUCAGUUGUUUCACUGAGAGAACAACAUCAUGUUCAUGUACAUGGAAGAGAUGAGGAUAAAGAUAAAAUAAUGGAAUGGUUGAUAACAAAUGAAGCAUUAGGUAGUUAUAAGAUUGGUGUGCUUCCAAUAGUGGGCACAGGUGGACUUGGCAAGACCACUCUUGCUCGGCUCGUUUACAAUGAUACAAAAUUAAAGGAACAUGGUUUCGAGCUUAAAGUAUGGGCUACUGUAUCGGCUGAGUUCGAUGUUAUAAAAGCAAUGAAGAUUAUUUUGCAUGCCGCUACUAAUUCCCAUUCCACUGCUGACAUUGAUGUUUCAAUUAAGGAACUUCGACGUAGACUAAAAGAAGCCUUGAGAGGCAAGAAAUAUCUAAUUGUUCUAGACAAUGUAUGGGAUGAAAAUGAAGACAACUGGGCUGUCCUAAAGCCAAUCUUCACAUCUGGUGCCUGUGAAAGCAGGAUUAUUGUGACUACACGCAGCCAGCAAGUUGCCAUAAUUGUAGGAACUGGAAAAAGUUAUGAACUAUCACAAGUAUCUCCUGCCCAUUGUUGGAAAAUAUUUAUUGAUCAUGCUUUCAAUGGAGAGUUGGACACAAAUAAACAUUUGCAAGAAAUUGGAAGGAUUGUAGUUGAGAAAUGCAAGGGCCUCCCGUUAGCUCUGAUAUCUCUUGGUGGCCUUCUAAGAUUCGAAGAAAAUUCAAACAAAUGGGAGAAGAUCUUAAGAAGUCAUGUUUGGGAAUGGUGUGAAAGCCAGAACAAUAAUAUUGUUCCAUCGUUAUGGUUGAGUUAUCGUUAUCCCCCUUCAUAUUUGAAACAAUGUUUUGCUUACUGCUCUAUGUUUCCUAAGAAUCAUGAAUUUGAGAAGAAAGGAGUGGUCUUAUUGUGGAUGGCAGAAGGCUUUUUGGAAGAUAACCAAUUAGAAAAGAGAUUAGAAGAAGUUGGAGAAGAAUAUUUUGACAAUCUAGUUUCAAGGUCAUUAUUUCAAAGAUCAAGUAGAGAUGACUCGAAAUUCAUCAUGCAUGAUCUGGUGCAUGAUUUAGCUAUGUUUGUCUCAGGAGAAUUCUGUAUGGCAGUAGAGGACGAUAAUAGCUUAGAGGUUCUCUCAAAUAAGACUCGCCAUUUAUCACACACAACAACAUCUGCUACUAACUGUGACUCAGUUAGGGAAGGUCUAUCAAGAGCACAGAAUUUGCGUACAUGGACAGAACUAAGUAUAGAAUCACGGAAUAAGAUGACUGUAGAAUUUUUUGUAGAAAGAAAAUUCUUAAGAGUACUAUCACUGUAUAGUUUUUCUCUAUCAUUUGUGUUGCCUGAUUCAAUCAGUAAACUUAAACAUCUGAGGUAUCUAGACUUAUCUCAAAAUAGUAUUAUAGAGUUACCUUCUUCUAUCUGCAUACUAUACAAUUUGCAGACACUGCUAUUGUCAUGUUGCAGAAGCCUUAGAAGAUUGCCAAAGGACAUGGGAAGACUGAUAAACUUGCGUCAUCUCGACACCAUUGGCUCGCCUCUAGAAGAAAUGCCUCCACAGAUGGGUAAUUUGAAGAAGUUGCAAAUGUUACCUGAAUUUGUCUUGGGUAAAGGACAUGACAAUGCUUCAACCAUUAGGGAGUUGGGAGAGCUUCAACAGUUGAGUGGAGAACUUUAUAUUUUCGGUCUGCAAAACGUAGAUAAUGUAAAUGAUGCUUUGGGAGCUAAUUUGAGGUGUAAGGAGAAACUGACGGGCCUAACCUUUUACUGGCUGGGUGAGACCAUGGACACAAGAAGAGAAAGCGAGGUACUUGAAGCACUGCAACCUCACACAAACUUGAAGAAACUCAAAAUUUAUUCGUAUGCAGGUUUUAAUUUCCCUAAUUGGAUUGGAGAUUCUUCGUUUUCAAAUGUAGUGUCAAUUCAUCUGAGUCAUAACAAAAAUUGUUGGUCCUUGCCAUCACUGGGGCAGUUACCUUCUCUUCAAAAUCUUGUGAUCCAAAGUUUUCAUGGGGUGGAGACAAUAGGCGCUGAGUUUUAUCAUGGCAAUAAUCCGUCCAAUAAUAUUACUCCAUUUCAGUCCUUAGAAACUUUAACUUUUCAUGACAUGCCAGCGUGGAAGGUGUGGUCCCCUGUUGGAGGCGAUGAUAGAGAUGGUGGGGUACUUACACUUUUCCCUUCUCUGAAAGAGCUUAGCUUGAAUGGUUGCCCAGUCCUGGCUGGGAGCUUACCCGAUCUUGACACAUUAGAGACUCUCCAUAUUUCAGGUGUAUAUGGUAGUUAUUUUCCAGAACCUCGUUCACCAACGAGUUGUUGUGCAAGAAACUAGAGUUCCCAGGGAGCCAUUGUUAUGUUUCUGUUACAGAGUUAAGAAUUCAAUACUGCGACGUGAUCAAGUCAUUCCCUUUAGACUACUUCCCAAGUCUAAAGAAGCUGAUCUUUUUUUAAUGUUCGAGUUUAGAAUUGCUUACCUUUUCAGAAGAAAAUGGCAUUUCAGAACUCCGUUCUCUCACUGUUUUGGAAUUCUACAAUUGUAGAAAUGUCAUGGCAUUGCCUCAACACAUGCACAAGCUUCUUCCAUCUCUUGCUAAUUUAAGAAUCUCCCACUGUCAAGAAAUAAAGUUAUUUCCUCAAGAAGGAUUGCCAUCUAAUCUAAAAGAGCUUCAUCUCUGCAGUUGCAGCCAACUGAUGGCACAGCACAAGCACUGGGGUCUGCAAGGACUAAACUCUCUCAACAAACUAAGCAUUUGUGGAUAUGAUGAUGAUGAUGUAGUGUUUGAUUCAUUUCUAGAGGGGUUGCUUCCCAUCUCUUUAACUGAAUUGUCACUGAAUUAUAUUCCAAACUUACGAAAACUAAAUGACAAUGCCUUUCAACACGUCGCAUCUCUUCAUAAGUUGUCGCUGCAAAGUUGCAUGAAUCUGCAAGUUUUGCCAGAACAAGUGGUCAUGAGCACUUCUCUACGCACUUUGUUCAUCGAUAGAUGUCCUAUUCUUGAAAAUAGGUACCGACCGAGGAGAGGGGAGAGCUGGCAUAAGAUUUCUCACAUUCCUGACAUAUCCAUUGGUCACUGGUCAAGUAAAUAUUACAGGACCGAAGAAGAUGAUGAAUGAGGACUACUCAGGGAUGGAAAAGAGACCAUCUCAUUUCAAUCUGCGCACAACAAAGUUUGUCCAAUGCAUGUAUGUGCAUAUAUAUGAUAUGUAAAAUCAUCUUUAGUUACUAAACUUGAAUGUGAACAAAUGUGGAGCUAUUUACAAGAGUUAAUGUAGUAAAGCUAGUUAGCUCAUUAAUAAGCUGUUGGAAAGACAAUGAAGUUUGCUAGUAAUUG
Humulus lupulus (European hop) is the source of this 3769-nucleotide messenger RNA. Its product is annotated as putative disease resistance RPP13-like protein 1. Gene Ontology annotation, molecular function: protein binding; ADP binding. Gene Ontology annotation, biological process: defense response to other organism. Bases 1 to 2769 code for a protein of 922 amino acids. The transcript has 3 exons. Lineage: Eukaryota; Viridiplantae; Streptophyta; Magnoliopsida; Rosales; Cannabaceae. The record is from RefSeq and is a predicted model, not a curated record.